Messenger RNA from Corapipo altera (White-ruffed manakin), 1796 nucleotides. RefSeq names its product solute carrier family 25 member 42 (gene SLC25A42). The record is from RefSeq and is a predicted model, not a curated record. NCBI's taxonomy places the organism in Eukaryota, Metazoa, Chordata, Aves, Passeriformes, Pipridae. The coding region runs from base 178 to 1260 and encodes 360 amino acids. Gene Ontology annotation, cellular component: mitochondrial inner membrane. The transcript has 8 exons. Gene Ontology annotation, biological process: transmembrane transport.
UGGGUUUAAAUUGUGACAUCAAAAGCCAGGUGGGAAACUCUGGAAGUGCCUGUGCAGGGUUAAUAAACGAGUUUCCACCUUCUCUGCUGCCUGUGAGUGUGGAACUCGCUGUUCCAGCAGAGCAGUUGCUGUGAUGACCUUAAACCUGGGCUCCCCUGAGGCCUGGAGGCGCUGGAGAUGCGUCUGUGUGCCUUGGAGACGUGUUUGUGUGUGUUUUUCCUGCUGGCUGAUGAUUCAGGGAGCCAGAACUCUUCUGCCCCCUUGGAAGCACAACUGGUAAUGGGUAAUGGUGUGAGAGAGGGUCCAGUGGAAUUCCCAAAGGAUGUGGAGCCAGUCACAGCAGCCCAUCUCCCAGCAGAGGAUAAUCAGGAGAAGAAGAAAGUGCUCAACUCCCUGAUGUCUGGUGCAUUGGCUGGUGCUGUUGCUAAAACUGCAGUGGCUCCCCUGGAUAGGACAAAAAUCAUGUUCCAAGUGUCUUCAAAAAGAUUUUCUGCCAAGGAGGCUUACAGGCUCAUCUACCGCACCUACCUCAACGAGGGCUUCUGGAGCCUCUGGAGAGGGAACUCGGCCACCAUGGUCCGUGUGAUCCCCUACGCCGCCAUCCAGUUCUGCGCCCACGAGGAGUACAAGCAGCUCCUGGGGAGCUACUACGGCUUCCAGGGAAAGGCCCUGACCCCCUUCCCUCGGUUCAUUGCCGGCUCCCUGGCGGGCACCACGGCUGCCAUGGUCACCUACCCCCUGGACAUGGUCCGUGCCCGCAUGGCUGUCACGCCCAAGGAGAUGUACAGCAGCAUUGUCCAUGUUUUCAUCCGGAUAUCCCGGGAGGAAGGGCUGAAAACCUUGUACAGGGGGUUCACCCCCACCAUCCUGGGGGUGAUCCCCUACGCUGGGCUCAGCUUCUUCACCUACGAGACCCUGAAGAAAGUCCAUGCAGAUCACAGCGGGAAGGCCCAGCCCUCCCCUCCAGAGAGGCUGCUCUUCGGAGCCUGUGCAGGGCUCAUCGGGCAGUCGGCCUCCUACCCGCUGGACGUGGUGCGGCGGCGGAUGCAGACGGCGGGAGUGCUGGGCCACACCUACAGCUCCAUCCUGCUCACCAUGAGGGACAUCGUCAGGGAAGAGGGACUCAUCCGGGGCUUGUACAAAGGCCUCAGCAUGAACUGGGUCAAAGGGCCCAUCGCGGUGGGAAUCAGCUUCACCACCUUCGACCUGACGCAGAUCCUGCUCCGCAAGCUGCAGCACGGCGCCGGUGAGGAGAGGUAGUGCUUGAACCCCCUCAGCCAGGGGAAAAGUCCCAAACUGUGUAGAAAGAGCGAUGCCCCCGUGCUCUCCCGCAGCUCAGAACUCACCUGCCUUGUUUUGGGUUUCCUGUCGUUCCUGGAUUUAUUUUUUUUUUUUUUUUUUGGUCCUUUUUAACGAGUCCCUGGGAAACCUCAAAGGGCCCAUCACGGUGGGAAUCAGCUUCAACACCUUUGACCUGCCACAGAUCCUGCUCCAUAAGCUGCAGCACGUGGAGAGGUAGUGCUUCCACCACCUCAGCCAGGGGAAAAGUCCCAAACUGUGUAGAAAGAGCGAUGCCCUCCCACAGCUCAGAACUCACCUGCCUUGUUUUGGGUUUCCUGUCGUUCCUGGAUUUUUUUUUUAUUUUUUUUUUUUUUUUUUUUGGUCCUUUUUAACGAGUCCCUGGAAAACCUCAAGGGGCCCAUCACAGUGGGAAUCAGCUUCACCACCUUUGACCUGCCACAGAUCCUGCUCCAUAAGCUGCAGCACAUGGAGAGGUAGUGAGUGCUUCAACCCCC